AUGUCACCUCCUACAGUCCGAAUAAUCCACUCUGGCCACGCAUGCAACAUCGAGGAGGAGCGCUACACCGAGCGCGUCUACACCAUCCGGGAGGGAGAGACCCUGGAGCUAGCAUGUCUGGUCUCAGGCCACCCUCGACCUCAGAUCCGGUGGACCAAAACGGCCGGUAGCGCCUCCGACCGCUUCCAGGACUCCAGUGUGUUCAACGAGACCCUGCGCAUCAUCCGGAUCCAGAGGCACCAGGGCGGACGCUACUACUGCAAGGCCGAGAAUGGCCUGGGCUCACCGGCCAUCAAGUCGAUCCGAGUGGACGUCUACUAUUUGGAUGAUCCCAUCGUAACCGUCCACCAGAGCAUCGGGGAGGCUAAGGAGCAGUUCUACUAUGAGCGGACGGUGUUCCUGCGCUGCAUGGCCAACUCCAACCCCCCAGUGCGCUACAGCUGGAGGCGUGGCAAAGAGUUCUUGUCCCAAGGCUCGGAUAAGGGCGUGGAGAUCUACGAGCCCUUCUUUACACAAGGGGAGACCAAGAUUCUAAAGCUGAAGAACCUUCGACCUCAGGAUUACGCCAACUACAGCUGUAUCGCCUCUGUCCGGAAUGUGUGCGGCAUCCCCGAGAAGAAUGUUCUCUUCAAACUCUCUAACAAAACAGCAUCCCCCACCAUUAAACUGCUGGUGGAGGACCCUAUCGUGGUGAACCCCGGGCAGUCCGUGACCCUGGUGUGUGUGACCUCCGGUGGGGAGCCAACACCCACCCUCACCUGGGUGCGCAACACGGAUGAGCUGUCCAAGAAAAGCCGACUCAACGGGGGAACCCUCACGCUGCCCGCCAUCUCCAUGGAGGAAGCAGGAGUCUACAGUUGCGUGGCCAGCAACAACGUCGGCAACCCGGCUAAGAAGUCCACUGCCAUCGUGGUCCGAGGGCUAAAGAAGGGGCGCUUCUGGAUCACGCCUGACCCGUACCACAACGACGACAACAUCCAAAUCGGCCGCGAGGUCAAGAUCUCCUGCCAGGUAGAGGCAACGCCCUCUGAGGAGCUUCUGUUCAGUUGGCUGAAGAAUGGCCGGCCGCUGCGCAGUUCGGAGCGCAUGGUCAUCACCCACACCGACCCCGACGUCCAGCCCGGCACUACCAACCUGGACAUCAUUGACCUCAAGUUCACAGACUUUGGCACGUACACCUGCGUGGCGGCGCUGAAGAACGGCGGCAUCCCUGAAGUCAGCAUCGACGUCAAUAUCUCUUCGACUACAGUCCCUCCGGAGCUGACGGUGCCGCGAGGCAAGUCCCCCAUGGUGGUCCAGGAGGGUGACACAGUGGACCUGCAGUGCCUGGUGUCGGGGAAGCCCAAGCCCAUCAUCCUCUGGUCGAGGGCUGACAAGGAGGUGCCUAUGCCCGAUGGCAGCCUUCAGACAGAAAGCUACGAUGGUGUGCUACGCAUAGUCAAUGUCUCGCGGGAGAUGACUGGAACCUACCGUUGCGCCACCAGCCAGUACAACGGCUUCAACGUGAAGCCCCGGGAAGCACUGGUGGAGGUCACCGUGCAAUAUCCGCCGGUGGUGGAGCCGGUGUUCACAGAGAUCCGCCAGGGUCUGGGUCGCGCCUUCACCCUCAACUGCCGGGUGCUGCGGGCACACCCGUCCAAAGUGCUCAAGUACGAGUGGAAGCUGGGUACCAGGCUGCUGACCAUGGGCCAGUUCGACCAGCGCGACGAGACGGACUACCACGUCAGGGCACUCAAUAGGGAGGGCUACGGGGAGUACACCUGUGAAGUGACCAACGAGGCCGGGGCGGGUGCCUGCAGGUUCUUAGUCACAGGGAGGGCCUAUGCCCCAGAGUUCUACUAUGACACAUACAGUGCGUUGUGGCAGAACCGGCCCAGGGUCUACGGCUUCAAGCUACAGUGGACCCAGCAGAACCCCCUGUCUGUGGACCGCAUCGUGGCCUACCGACUGGGGAUGAAACAGACGGGCCAGUCGAGGUGGUGGGAGCAGGAGAUCCCCAUGGAGGGAGCAAUUGCCAUGGGCGAGCUGAUCACCCACAACCUGACGGAACUCAUCAAGCCCGAGGCCUACCUGGUCCGCCUCACCCCCAUCACACGCUUCGGAGAGGGAGACUCCACAGACAGAAUCAUCAGAUACAGUGCACCAGUCAACCCUCACUUGAGAGAGUUCCAGUGCAGCUUUGAAGAUGAGGCCGUGUGUAUGUUCACCCAAGACAAGACGGAUGACUUUGACUGGACCCGACACAGCGCCGCCACCAGAGACACCAAGUACACGCCCAACACCGGGCCCAGCAGUGACCGAGCGGGCUCCAAGCAAGGUUUCUACAUGUACAUUGAGACGUCUCGACCUCGCCUGGAGGGAGAAAAGGCUCGACUGUUGACCCCCACAUUCAACGUUGCCCCCAAAAGCCCUUAUGGGACUGUGACCGCCACUCCCACCUACUGCUUUGGCUUCUACUACCAUAUGUAUGGGAAACACAUAGGGGCGUUGAAUGCGUACCUACGGCAGAAGGGCCACUCGGGCUCAGACAGUUCCUUGUGGAACUUGGUCGGGAACCAAGGGGACCGAUGGAAGCAAGCCAAAGUCAACAUCCACCCAAUAGCCUCUUUCCAGUUGGUUCUGGAAGGAAUUCGUGGUCCGGGUAUAGAAGGCGAUAUCGCCAUAGAUGAUGUCACCAUUGAGGAAGGAGAAUGUAAAGACCCUCCACCCAACAAUCUAAGGUCACUGUCUCCUCCUACCACGCCCCAUAUAUGGCAGUUCUUGGUCACCCUGACCCUGGUCUUUGUGGGCCUUCAGAGGUGA
Molecule: messenger RNA, 2802 nt
Organism: Salvelinus namaycush (lake trout)
Lineage: Eukaryota; Metazoa; Chordata; Actinopteri; Salmoniformes; Salmonidae
Product: MAM domain-containing glycosylphosphatidylinositol anchor protein 2-like
Exons: 17
Coding region: 1-2802 (933 amino acids)
Biological process (GO): homophilic cell-cell adhesion; synapse organization
Cellular component (GO): axon; neuronal cell body; plasma membrane
Molecular function (GO): axon guidance receptor activity
Source: RefSeq, a predicted model, not a curated record